AAGAACAAGACCCCGGAACUAAAGCGGCAAUGUUGUACUUCCUUUUCCGGUUAGGUCUCCUCGUCGUCGGUAGCGUGGAUUUCAUCACACGGGCGCACAAAGUGACCAAAAAUGAGCGUCCCGGCAUUUAUCGACAUAACGGAGGAAGACCAGGCGUCAGAACUCAGAGCCUACCUCAAGUCCAAAGGAGCUGACAUCUCGGAGGAGAACUCUGAAGGUGGACUUCACAUAGAUUUGGCUCAGAUCAUCGAGGCUUGUGAUGUCUGUCUGAAGGAUGACGAUAAAGAUGUGGAGAGUGUGAUGAACAGCAUUGUAUCUCUGAUGUUGAUCUUGGAGACAGAGAAGCAGGAAUCUCUCAUUGAGAGUUUGUGUGAGAAACUGGUCAAGUCUCGUGAAGGAGAGCGACCUUCCCUUAGGAUGCAGUUGUUGAGUAACUUGUUCCACGGUAUGGAUGAAAACGCUCCAGUCCGAUACACAGUCUUAUGCAGCCUUAUCAAAGUGGCAGCUGCCUGUAAUGCCAUUACCUUCAUCCCGACUGACCUCGAUCAGGUGGCCAAGUGGAUAGUCGACUGGAAUUUGAAUACAGAGAAGAAGCACACUCUCUUGAGGCUGGUGUAUGAAGCACUGGUGGACUGCAAAAAAAGUGAAGCUGCAGCCAAAGUGAUGGUGGAGUUGCUGGGAAGUUACACAGAGGACAAUGCUUCACAAGCACGUGUUGAUGCACACAGAUGCAUUGUCCGGGCCCUCAAAGAUCCCAACACCUACCUCUUUGACCACCUGCUUACUCUCAAACCAGUGCGCUUCCUGGAGGGAGAGCUCAUCCAUGACCUGUUAACCAUCUUUGUGAGCGCAAAGCUAAUAUCAUAUGUCAAGUUUUACCAGAAUAACAAAGACUUCAUUGACUCUCUGGGCCUGUUACACGAGCAAAACAUGGCCAAGAUGCGUCUGCUCACGUUCUUGGGCAUGGCAGUGGAAUUCAAGGAAAUCUCCUUUGACACCAUGCAAGAGGAGCUGCAGAUUGGAGUGGAAGACGUCGAGGCUUUUGUCAUUGAUGCUGUCCGGACCAAGAUGGUGUACUGCAAAAUUGACCAGACACAGCAAAAAGUCGUUGUCAGUCACAGCACAUACCGCACCUUCGGGAAGCAGCAGUGGCAGCAGCUGCACGACUGCCUCAGCUCUUGGAAAGCCAACCUAGCCACCGUCAAGACCAGCCUGCAAACUCUGUCGCCUUCCACCUAAAUGUCACCUUCAGAAUCUUGGAUUCUCUUUCUACACAAAUUCUCACACACCCUGAACUGCUUUUAUAUACAUCCAAUAAAAGAAACGGUGGAGAUCAA
This is a messenger RNA of Entelurus aequoreus (snake pipefish), 1337 nucleotides long. RefSeq names its product eukaryotic translation initiation factor 3, subunit M (gene eif3m). The transcript is spliced from 11 exons. Gene Ontology annotation, biological process: cytoplasmic translational initiation. Gene Ontology annotation, molecular function: translation initiation factor activity. Lineage: Eukaryota; Metazoa; Chordata; Actinopteri; Syngnathiformes; Syngnathidae. Bases 112 to 1239 code for a protein of 375 amino acids. The record is from RefSeq and is a predicted model, not a curated record. Gene Ontology annotation, cellular component: cytoplasm; eukaryotic translation initiation factor 3 complex.